AACGAAUGCCACCAUGACAUCCUAACCUCUAUGUAGUAGGGCAGUCUACUUUCCUACUCGUUGCUCUACAUGCUUAUACUCUUUUCUCGAACCCAAAUGCACUAUGUAAGCUUGGGCCUUCAAGCUUUAUGUAUAACGAGCCUGUUGAGUCGAUACUGCUCUUCCACAUUUGUAUCGCAAGGCCGCGCUCAAGCUGCUCGGAGACUUGAGACAGCCAUGUUCAUGUCAGCCCGCCGCCUCAAGCCUCCUCUCUCUGACUCAGGAUUCUCGACGUGUCCACUCGGAUUCAGCCACGAUCUUUGUGACGUAAUAUUCAGUCCGGGCAGCAUGGCUAUCAUAGGAUUGCAUGCGGCUUCGAACAGCUUCGAACCUCCGGGGCGAACUGCUCAACUGUCUCAUCAUGGCUCUUGGUGACUCAAAGUCUGUGCAGCAGAUGGCUCAGGCUGCACAACGAGCUAUGCAAAUGAGCGUCGCUCGCCGAAUGAUCCUCGCCUUAACUGUUCACGCAUCGUCCGGUUUGAGGAAGCUCGUGGUAGGUCCGCAUGGCGCAGCUGCGUAGCCGACCAUAUGACAAGAUGCAGAGUCGCUUCAUGCCAGUUGGCGAAGCUGAUCCAGUU
Molecule: messenger RNA, 617 nt
Organism: Rhodofomes roseus
Lineage: Eukaryota; Fungi; Basidiomycota; Agaricomycetes; Polyporales; Fomitopsidaceae
Exons: 2
Coding region: 70-414 (114 amino acids)
Source: RefSeq, a predicted model, not a curated record